Molecule: messenger RNA, 3464 nt
Organism: Hydractinia symbiolongicarpus
Lineage: Eukaryota; Metazoa; Cnidaria; Hydrozoa; Anthoathecata; Hydractiniidae
Exons: 3
Coding region: 382-3354 (990 amino acids)
Source: RefSeq, a predicted model, not a curated record
CACUACUGAUUCAAUGUGGCGCCGUAGUUUAGUGGUUAUUGCUCUUGUAGUUUGUGCAGGAGACCAGGGUUCGAUUCCCGUUGGCGGUGAUUCAAUAUAGGCAAUUGAAUAUUACCAUAGCCCCAGGUUAACCCAAGCCAUGUGAGGGAAAUAGGGGAGAUAAGGCAAUGUGUAGGGCCGUUGGAUGUUGCAGGAAGUUGUCUGGCAGGGCACUGGCACUUAUUGAGUUAAAGUAGCUCAAAGAAAGCCUCCUGGAAAUAAUAGACAGGGUCCUCGAUAUUUGUGAGGCUAGCUAUGUAAAAUAUGGACAUCUAUCUAUCUAUGGACAGAAUUUGAUAUUGUAUUGCAACAAGUAAUAAGUAAACUAAAUGUUUUUUUUAGAUGGAUUGUAAAAUUUUAUUGGUUUUGAUCUUACAAGUGAAUGUUGUAACAUCAAUCAUUCUGAACAAAGAAGCGCAAGAAUAUUUGAAUGGUUUAAUUAAAUUUUGUAAUGAGAACCCAACAAAUUCGAUUUUUGAUUACGUUAUUCCACCACCAAUUGAUUGCCCGCACUUACCUCCGUUCUUUAUAUGGGCCCCACUUGAACAUUUCAAUAUCAAGGUUAAGUGCCCAAGACAUCCUUCUAUAUACCUCAGAGGAUCUGGAUGGACAGAUGAUCUGCUUACAGCAAGAUCAAACAGAAAUCCUCGACUAGUGUUUGAUUUACAGCGUAAUAUUGUACUUGUCCAACGGCAUUAUGGUUGCAAAUUGGACCGAACAACACAAACUCUAUCAGGUUCAAUUGAAUUUAUGCAAAGCUUUCCAAUUUCGUUAAGUCCAAAUCACUUUCCAUUUAAGAAAUAUCAUCAAAGUAUGGUAAGUUUUAAUCUGAUUGAUUACAUCUAUAGCCAAGUUAUUGAAGGUGUGUCAUUUUUUCACAUUUGUCGAGGUAUUUCCGCUAUGAAUUAUGGAUAUUUUGAUCGCUGCUUGGGUCAAAACAGUGAAAAAGCAUUUCAGGAAAAUGUUCUGUUUUCAUAUCCUAGUGCUGACAAAAUCGAAACUAUAUUUCUAGACACAUUCUAUAGUAUCCAGCACAUAUUGCAAAAUGCGAAUUCAUUACCAAGUACAUCAAUUUCUAUUGAUCACACUUUAAAGCUUGGACGGGGUAUAGCCGGGGUUAAAAACAAAAGAGAGUAUGUAAAACUAUUUUCAAUUCUAAAUGAAGACAAUGAAAUUGUGAGUUGGAAAGCAACUAAAACAGCUGACCAAGAAGAAUUAAUGCCAGUUUUAUUGGAUCUCAAAUACAAACUUGAAAUUACUGGAAGAAGUCUGCAAUAUGCUUUUGUUGAGAACUGCUGUGACUCACGGGAUAUGUUAGAUUCUCUAUUCCCAGGUGUUUCUGUUAAAUUGGAUCCCUAUCAUGCUGUUGCAAUGAUAACGAAUGUCUUGCCAGAUAAAAACUCUGUUAAGGCUAACAUAUUCUCCAAAGAAUUACGUCAGAUAUUUAACCAGCAUGAAGACACUGGCGAUAAGAGGCAAAUGGAGACAGCAUCACCUGGUGUUAUAAUGCAUCGUCUUAUACAACUUGUAGCAAAGCAGGAGAGUUACUUGAAUAUGUUAACAGAUAAUAAGAAACAAGAGGUGUUAGGUAAAAUUGAAAUUUUGAAAGAGCAUAUUGUUAUGGGAUGUCUGUCGGAUAUACCAUCGGGAAUGGGUAGUGACAGUGUUGAAAAAUAUCAUUACGAAUUUCACAAAAGUCCUUGGAACAAUCAUGCAUAUGCAUUGAGUCCUGAAAUUGCUAUUGCUAUUUUUGCAAUUUUAUUAGCUACGUACAACAGUCGACUGAGUGGUACAAAGCAUAGUUGCAACAGCAGAAUCACACCAUACCUACCCAAAACAUUUCUUUCUCCUUUUCUUCAAGCACCAAAAGAGCCUGAGUCACUAACAAUUGAUGAUUUUGCUUUACUGGCAUCUGGAAAUAUAUUGACCAACAAUCUCUUAUGCAGAUUAGCCUGCAAUAUUUAUUACACUUAUAAUUUCUUAAAAAAAAUUAAACAUGCAUGUGUUGGGCAAGAUUUUCAAUGCGAGACAGCCGUUAAGUUUAUGUUUGAUACCACAAAUAGCGAGGCAACUUUAGCUGCACAGCAUGACCACUCAUACCCCAACACAGACCACGCCAGUGUAUUGUUCAAUAAUUUAAAGUCGUUUAAUUUGGCAAAGGAGAAAGUACCUGCAGAUGGUGAUUGUCUUUUUCGUAGUAUCCUGAGAGAAGUUAUAAAAAAGAUGGCAACUGUUAAUGAGAAAGAUAAAUUUGCGCAACAUUUAGAAAAUAUUGGAAUGAAGUUGACUGAAACAGAAGAAGAUCUCAUUAUGUGGUUAAGAGCAUUAUUUGUUCAUGAAUUGAAGUCAGGUGAACAGUACAAGAACUACAUGACGAAAGAAGAUAUUAACGACAUUGACUCAUUCAUGACAGCUGGUGUUUUUGCAUCUAACAUUGGUGACUUAGUUGUGGAUGUUUGCGCAGAUGUUCUAGGCUUGCCCAUUGUGGUCAUAUCAUCAUUAAGUCAGAUGAACGUUAGUAUACAUCUACCAAAACACCAACAACACAGUGACAGUCCCAUCUAUUUAUCAUAUGAUGCAUCUGCUAGUGGUCAUUAUGAUGGAACUAAAAGUUUUAUUGAGCAAGAAAAUAAUGAUUCUGAUAUAGAGGAACUCCGCUGUCGAUGUAGAAGCAACCAAAGGGGAGGAAAGGUCAUAACAACGUGUCUUUCACACCCAACAUAUUCCACAAGAUGUCCCUGCAAAAAAGUUGGAAGACCAUGCUCUUUGAGAUGCGAUUGUAAGUCGUGUGGCAACGGGAAACCGAACAUUGAUCUUGCAACUUUGUCCUGUCGUUGUGGACAAAGCCGUCGAACCACUGAGGAUUACAAAGCUUGCGUAGCUGGGAAAAAAUGUCCGUGUAGUGGAAGCUCUAAUGGUUGCACAGACCAAUGCGACUGCAAAAACUGUCACAACUCAUUCGGUGUAAAACCGGAAGUUGUUAAAUCGGCUACUCCCGCCAAAAGGAAACGAGCUGAUAAAUCCUACGUGAGAAGGAAAACGUCAGACUUUAUCGCUGAUGGUUGUGAAGUGUUGGAGUCGGAAGAGGAAUGGAAUUUGCAGGAAAUAUCCGCUCUUUUGUGUUGCGUAAACUUAUUGUUGCGGACGUCGACAUUGACUGUAGAGCAUGUCCAUCUUGUUUACACGUCUGUAGCCGAAAGUUAUGCCAUGUGUAACAUCGGUAUGCGUCUAAAGAAGCGUGGGAUCGAACAAGUAAAAGAAAAACUUGAAACAUUUGGGUUGAAGGAUGUGUUCUUAAUGGGAGAAAUUAGUUAGAAAUUUCUUUGAAACGUGUACAUAGUAUAGAUGUUUGGACCAAAGUUGUAGCAAUACUACUUGGGUUAACAUUAAUUAUUGAUAUAAAUUUACGAGAGAAAGCAUCCAAA